GCCGCCGCCAGGGCCCGGGGGAGCAGCCGGCGCUGCCGCUGGCCAUGGUGGCGCGCCUGCCGCCGGGGGGGCAGGAGCAGGAGCAGGCGCGGCGGCCGCCAUUGCGCGCGGGGGCCGCGGGACUAUGAAGGAUGGAAGCGGACGAGGUGACGAUCCGCGAGCAGAACUUCCACAGCCAAGUGCGGGAGUACACGAUCUGUUUUCUCCUAUUUGCUGUUCUCUACAUAGUUUCCUACUUCAUAAUCACAAGAUACAAAAGGAAAGCAGAUGAGCAAGAGGAUGAAGAUGCUAUCGUUAACAGAAUAUCGCUGUUCUUGAGCACCUUCACUCUAGCAGUUUCAGCUGGUGCAGUCCUGCUUCUACCUUUCUCAAUAAUCAGCAAUGAGAUCCUGCUUUCUUUUCCACAAAACUACUAUAUUCAGUGGUUAAAUGGCUCACUAAUUCAUGGUUUAUGGAAUCUAGCUUCUCUUUUUUCAAAUUUAUGUUUGUUUGUGUUGAUGCCCUUUGCCUUUUUCUUCCUGGAAUCGGAAGGAUUUGCUGGCUUAAAAAAGGGCAUCAGAGCACGCAUUUUGGAAACCCUUGUAAUGCUUAUUCUUCUUGCACUGCUUAUCCUUGGAAUCGUAUGGGUGGCUUCAGCACUCAUAGACAAUGAUGCUGCCAGUAUGGAGUCUUUGUAUGACCUCUGGGAAUUCUACCUCCCAUAUUUAUAUUCCUGUAUAUCACUGAUGGGAUGCUUGUUACUUCUGUUAUGCACGCCAGUGGGACUUUCACGGAUGUUUACAGUGAUGGGUCAGUUGCUGGUGAAGCCAACAAUCCUUGAAGACCUAGAUGAGCAGAUGUAUAUCAUCACUUUAGAGGAAGAAGCAAUUCAGAGGCGGCUUAAUGGUGUAUCUUCCACGGUGGAAUACCAGACAGUAGAGUUGGAACGGGAGCUUGAAAAAGUGAAAAGCAAGAAAAUGAAUCUAGAACGGCGGAAAAAAGCUUCUGCUUGGGAAAGGAAUUUAGUCUAUCCAGCUGUUAUGAUAUUGCUACUGAUUGAGACGUCCAUCUCAGUCCUCUUAGUUGCUCUCAACAUUCUUUACCUGUUGGUUGAUGAGACUGCAAUGCCAAAGGGAUCAAGGGGGCCUGGAAUAGGAAAUGCCUCCCUAUCCACCUUUGGUUUUGUGGGAGCAGCACUUGAAAUCAUUUUGAUUUUCUAUCUUAUGGUGUCCUCUGUCGUCGGCUUCUACAGUCUUCGUUUUUUUGAAAAUUUCACUCCCAGGAAGGAUGACACAACUAUGACAAAGAUCAUUGGAAACUGUGUCUCAAUCUUGGUGCUGAGCUCUGCUUUGCCAGUGAUGUCAAGGACACUGGGAAUCACCAGAUUUGAUCUGCUUGGAGACUUCGGAAGGUUUAACUGGCUGGGAAACUUCUAUAUUGUAUUAUCUUACAACUUGCUUUUUGCUAUCAUGACAACAUUAUGUCUGGUCAGAAAGUUCACUUCCGCUGUGCGAGAAGAGCUCCUGAAGGCAUUAGGAUUAGAUAAACUUCAUCUGUCAAACAAUCCAAGAGACUCGGAGACAAAGCCAUCUGCAAAUGGGCAUCAGAAAACACUGUGAUUAACAAUCACCUGCAGUCAACAGAGCUGAAAACAUCAACCUCGUGGCAUUCCUGUCAUCUCAUCAGCAUUUUUAUAUUGAUUUUAUUUGUUGAUAAUUUGGGUCCAGCCUUGUCUCAUUUUUUGAUACUGUGUGCUUCUGAGGAAGUUAGGUAUAUCAGAUUCUUCUCUUUCCAGUGAACUUUUGGUCUGCUUGUUUAUUUCCCAGUAAGUUAAUGCAGGAGGUGCCUUGAAGACUGGAAGCUGAAGAGAAUAAUGCAUUCCUUUUUAUUUGUUGACAGUCUCACAUCUUUAGAUAUAAACCUGCUACCAUUUGAAUGCACAGUAUCUCCUGUGUUAUACAGACACAGCUAUAAAGAAUAACUUUGGGACUUGGUUAAAAAAAAAAAAAGAAGAAAAAAAGAUAUACUUCAAGCCCAAUGUGACCCUUACUGGAAAUGCAAACUACCUGGAGUAGGUAUCCUUGACAGUAGAUAAACAGUUCCACUAAGAACGUGUUAAAAAUGACAGUAACUGGUAGACAUCACAGUUGCUUUCAUGCUGGAUACAGUAGGCUGUUCGUAGGCUCAUGUCACAAAGCUUUCUCGGAAGGCCAGCGUUUUCAGCUUUCUGUUCUUACCUAUAAAUGCCAGGUUGCUUUACUGGUAGUCAGACAAUGUCUUAUCAAAUAGAGUGAAGUACAAGAUGAAGAUUAACUUCAGUGUUAAAUCUGAGCCUAGUAUGCUUUGUAAAAAGCUGUGUAGACCCCCUGUCACAGCUCUUACAGUUCUGUAAGCUAUUGUGCCAUGGAGGUCACUUACCCUACCAAGUAUAUCCCUGUAAAAUUCUUUAUGAACUACUGUGUAUAAGCAGUACUUGUAAUCAAUGCAAGUAGCACAGGCCUAGGAGGCUGCAAUUGCAGUUUUUUUACAAUCUUCUUUAAUUUGAAGUAAGUUAUUUCUCUGAAUUUAUACUAUAGUUACCGGGAUUUCUGUUCAGUGGCAUAAUCCAGUAUCUUUCACUAGCCUGUUUUUUAAUGUACACAUGACCAUGUAUAUAGGCCUACAUGUGUAGAUAUCAUAAAUUAAAUUCUAAGCUUAUAGAGAUGACAUAGGUGGCUUGGUAGUAGAACUUGUGUGUUCAGUCUUGGUAGUAUGAAUUUCUGCGGUGUUACAGUUUAACUGCUCAGAAGCCUUAGAUUCAGGAUGGCAUCGGUGGGUGGGAACGUCCUUUUUCUUGGCAUUACUGAAGCCUUAGGAAUCCUUUAAGCAGUUUAUAGUAAAGAAAAAAAACCUACCAACCAAAACCCAAGUAACUGUUCGAAAUCUGGUUGCACUUCUGUCCUGCUCUGCCACAAGUAAUCUUCAAACAGAUUGGAAUGGGGACACCUCCAGUGUGUGCCCGUUAUGUAGCGAGUCAGAUAACGUUCCUCUUUAUUUCCCAUUUUGUAAACCAAAUAUGUCUGUCUGUAGUUUGAGGUCUUAUACGGGAUCAAGCGGAUCAAGCUCUCCAGUGUGGUUCCAAAAUAAGAUAAACCUUGUGUCAGAAACUCUUUGGCUGUUCUCCUGAGAUGACUGCUCUGGGCUGUAGACCUUAUUGCUGUGUGUGUGAAUGGGAGCUUUUUUUUCCCCCCCCCCCCUAGAGUGCUUCAAAAAUCAAGCUCCAGUAUACAUGAGGAUUUCUCAGUUUUUUUUGUAGCUGCCUUUUCUGACUUGAACUGGGGCAUAAUGUAAAUAUUGCUGUAGUAAAUAUGAUGCUAGAGUUACUUUUUUUUUGUGUGAUUAGUAUAAGUUCAAGGCUUAUUAAACUGACUAUUGAUGUGUUGUACUGAGUCUUGGCAGACAAAGUAAAAUUGCUUAAUUUCACUAAGAUUUACAAGCAUCUUUUCUGUUGUUUAAUGCUGAUAUUUUAGUGAGAAAUCUUUAUCUGAGUCAAAGUUCUGCAACCAAGAACAGGGAGCUGUAAUUAAAAGUUGUUUUAAAAUGUGUUUACAUUUAAAAUAUUGGGAGAUUUAUUAUUAGGGGCGUCAUUCAGGUAUUCUCGGAGCUUGUAGCCUUAUGUAUUAGCAUUAUAGUUAAAAAUAACUGAAAUGUAUCCACUUGUCCAUGCAAGUGAUUGUGUGACCAAAAUUGUCCUCGUGUCUUAAUGGGGCUGGUGAAUUGUGGUGUGUGAGGCUAGUUAGCUUUAUUAAAAUAUUUCUAUUACAACUUUCAGACCGUUAUUUAAAUACACUCUGUGAAACUGCAGAAGUGAAUUUAAGGAAUAAAUCUAGGGAGUGUGAACCAGCAUAGGUCUUGCUCUUCAUGCUUUUGCAGAGAUGUUGGUCCUGGCAUCAGUGACCCAAGAACACAGAAAAAGACGGUAUUAUAAUGUGUAUGUGGUUUCUGGAAGGGAGUUGGGCAAUUACUGAAAUUGAGCAGAGACAGUUCCUGCUGAUAAGCACACAAGUUUCAGGCAAGACUGUAAAACUGUCUUUCAAAAUAAAUGUAACAGCCUUGCCUGUUCCCACCCCUUCUGCUGGAUUCUGCAGUCAGAGAGAUGUAUGGGUUAAGGCUACGUUAGUGAAGAUUUUACACUGAAAUAUGGAGGAUGGUUAAGGUGCUGUGUGGUUUCCAAGGUGGAUGAGAAAUUCAGAACUACCCCGUGCAACUACUGACAGUGUUUCGUUUUAAAAUCAGCUGUUUCUGUUGUGACACUGUCCACAUUAAAAUAUGCCUUUGGCCUUGAAAAUGACACGCUUAUGCAAAACUUCUUUACAGAUACAAUGCUACAGAUAUACUAUGUGUAAGAUACAGGUCGCUAUAUACUUUUCACAGGAGCAUAUGGUCACUUAAAUACAAACAACUGGUAAUUCAUUAAUGGAUAUUGACGAUACAUUCCUAGUAUUUUGACUCAUGUAGAGUCAGGUGGUCUAUACCUUCAAGGUAUAUACAGCUGAUCUUAGUAACAUUAACAUCUGCCUCACUUCUUAUGAGGCAAAAAGCACAUAAAUGCUUCCAUCUUCAACUAGAUACCACACAAGACCAAAAAAUAGAUGUAAACUAAGUGUUUUAAGUUAGCCGUUUCUUGGCUUUAUUCUGUGUUGGUAGCACAAUAUUAAAUGCAGUGGCAGAACUGUAAUAUUGUGGGAUUUCUAAGCAUAAAGCACACAUACUUACCACUUUAAGCUAAAAAAUAAUAGUAUUGGUUACUGUACAAGUAAAAGUUUUUGCAUUCGUAGGAAGCUUUGUUUACUGUCUGUAACGUGAUGUUUAUCUCUGCCCCUGUUCCUCCAAUACCUUUUAUCCUGUUGACUGUUUUAGUGUCAUAGAAAUUAAAGGAUUUGACAAGUUG
Molecule: messenger RNA, 4909 nt
Organism: Gymnogyps californianus (California condor)
Lineage: Eukaryota; Metazoa; Chordata; Aves; Accipitriformes; Cathartidae
Gene: LMBR1
Product: limb development membrane protein 1
Exons: 17
Coding region: 132-1598 (488 amino acids)
Biological process (GO): signal transduction
Molecular function (GO): transmembrane signaling receptor activity
Source: RefSeq, a predicted model, not a curated record